AUAAUCCUGUUGUAAAUCCGUUCGGCCUUCUUCUACCUUGCCGUGCUGUUGAGUAAUACUACAGAGUAUUGAGCAGAUAUCCGCUUUGUUCAUGGACAAAGUGGAGUUAGAAAGCAUACAUCAAAAGCCUUCCCAUCGCACUCGGAAUCUGUGACGUCGUGGCAAGCAUCAGAUGAUUAUUAGAACGUUGAGGCUUCCAAUAGCUGCAUAUGUUAUCCCUCCGUAUGGGCUCGGUGCUACUUCAGCACAUAAGUACCCCUCCAGCUUCUCGCCAUGCAGCGAAUCGUUUCUACACUUUUUUGAACAAGAAGAUACCUGUUACUUGCUCCAGAAAAUCCACAACGAGAUUCGUCGGGUCUCAAGCUCUGAACUUAACCAACCCAACCUCGCAAGUCCAGAUGCCAAACACAAGAGACGAUACAAGGAGCGAACCCAGGGAACCCACGGGUCUCAUCGCUCAAACCGGCAUUGAGCUGUUAACCCUUGGCACCCCCAAUGGCUACAAAGCCUCCAGUAUGUGUUUUCAAGAUUUACAGCCUUCUUCUGGUUGUUCUUGGGAACAAAGCCACCUACCAGAGUCCUUUGCUUGCAGUUAUGCUCUGGGUACUCGAUUGGAAACCCCUUCCUCAUCGCUCGGUACACGAAAGUGAUAACUACUAACUUUCACUACUUAGUCCUCCUCGAGGAGCUCAAAGAGGCAUACGGGAAAGAAUACACAUGGCAAAAGAUCAACAUCAUGAAAAACACUCAAAAGGAGCCUUGGUUCACGGCCAUAAAUCCCAAGUAGGCAAUCUAAUUAUAACCAAAACAU
This is a messenger RNA of Pseudomassariella vexata, 811 nucleotides long. RefSeq lists its product as uncharacterized. Bases 210 to 650 code for a protein of 146 amino acids. NCBI's taxonomy places the organism in Eukaryota, Fungi, Ascomycota, Sordariomycetes, Amphisphaeriales, Pseudomassariaceae. The transcript has a single exon. The record is from RefSeq and is a predicted model, not a curated record.